Molecule: messenger RNA, 789 nt
Organism: Mesocestoides corti
Lineage: Eukaryota; Metazoa; Platyhelminthes; Cestoda; Cyclophyllidea; Mesocestoididae
Source: the annotation of a GenBank genome assembly
AUGCUCUACAGCGAUGAGCUCCCUGAAGACCUAAUCUACUCUCAGAUUCCCGGCUGUGGAUGUGAGGGACCGUGCGUAGACCCGAGGGAGUGUGCCUGCCUUGUGCGCUCUCAAGGCCGUAACUACAGCCAGGCGGAGCGCUUGCUGUUGCAGUUGCAGUCACCACAAGAGCUUCUCCAGCGGCCUGUCUACGAAUGCAACUCCGCGUGCUCAUGCCGUCUAGACACCUGUGUGAAUCGACUUGUCCAAAACCAUCUGGAAGACACUAGCGCCCUCUGCGUCUUCGAUGCUGGCGAGAAGGGACGGGGUAUCCGAGCGUCGCGUAAUGUGAGCCAAGGGGAAUUCGUGUGCGUUUACAGCGGGCUUUACCUGGGCCCUGGGCGUGCACGUGCUCUGUCCGCCUCGCAAUUAGCGACGUGUGGUCAUGUCUACGUGUUGGUUGUCCGAGAGUACGCCGGCGUAGAUUCUCGCCUGGUCUUUGAGACGACAGUUGACGGAGCCUGUGACCUCGAAGACAAACAAGCGCCGCUGCCCCUCGCCUGCCUAAUUAACCACUCCUGUGACCCCAAUUUGACGGUUAUACCCGUCCGAGUAGACUCCAUGCUGCCCUACUUGGCGUUUUUCGCAUUGCGCGGUAUUCGUGCUGACGAGGAACUAGCCUAUGACUAUGGAGAGAAGUCGUGUGAGAAGGGAGAUCCUUCUAAUAUCUCACGUCUAACAUGUGAACAAAUUCAAAUGACGAUCCACAAAGGAAUUCUUUUAUUAAGGAACAAAGAACGUGUUUACUAA